This is a messenger RNA of Brienomyrus brachyistius, 2563 nucleotides long. RefSeq names its product transmembrane phosphatase with tensin homology (gene tpte). Gene Ontology annotation, molecular function: monoatomic ion channel activity; phosphatidylinositol-3,4,5-trisphosphate 3-phosphatase activity; protein tyrosine phosphatase activity. Gene Ontology annotation, biological process: transmembrane transport; protein dephosphorylation; monoatomic ion transport. Gene Ontology annotation, cellular component: cytosol; membrane. NCBI's taxonomy places the organism in Eukaryota, Metazoa, Chordata, Actinopteri, Osteoglossiformes, Mormyridae. The transcript is spliced from 19 exons. The record is from RefSeq and is a predicted model, not a curated record. Bases 316 to 1854 code for a protein of 512 amino acids.
GGGGAAACUUCAGGAAGUUAAAAAACCGCUACGUCUGCAGAUCAGAGGAGGAAUCACUCCGGAGAAGCGUUAAGAGAGUAACUCUGUCAACCUUUGAACCUCAUUCUCCAUCAGAGUCACAAGACAAAGCCGACUGAACGAGGGGAACAACAUUAGUAGGAAAGUUGCAUGGUACAUAUUUGGAAAUGAACAGGCGGUAAUCGAACAGGCUGGGAAAAACACAUCAAAGCGAAAAAACAGCGAAGAGAGACGAUCUACUGCCCACCACUAGUCAGGACUGCUUGGUUUCUCAUAAAAAAGGACUUUCUUGUGCAAAUGUCGUCAGUGCUGUUCAACCCCGGGGCAGGCCCCAAAGUUAAUGGAGUUGACGGCAAUGGGAAAGAAGAGGCCAGUGUUAGUAUUGAUGACGGAAAGGAGGAAAGCGAUGUUCCUGAUACCAUGUACCAUCAUGUCCAAAAGAAGAUUGCACCAUUUGUGAUGUCUUUUGGCUUCCGGGUGUUUGGGGUGGUGCUCAUACUGGUGGACAUCAUCCUGGUCGUCGUAGACCUUGCGAUGACGGAGCACAUGCCCCACGUGCAUUGCGCUCUCGAGGCUGUGUCUCUGGCCAUCUCACUCUUCUUCCUGGUGGAUGUGAUCCUUCGAGUCUACGUGGAAGGAUUCAAAGUGUACUUCAGCUCCAAGUUAAACAUUGCAGAUGCCUGUGUUGUGGUUGUCACCCUCAUCAUCACCAUGGUCUACAGCUUCAGUGAUCUGUCUGGGGCCAUGCUCAUUCCCAGGGUGGUAAGCUUCUUCAGGGCCUUGAGGAUCAUCAUCUUGGUCCGCAUCUUCAGACUGGCCUCCCAGAAGAAGGAGCUGGAGAAGGUCACCAGGAGAAUGGUGUCAGAAAACAAAAGACGCUACCAGAAGGAUGGGUUUGAUCUGGACCUGACUUAUGUCACAGACCGCGUCAUUGCCAUGUCAUUCCCGUCGUCGGGGAAACAGUCUUUCUACAGGAACCCCAUCAGAGAGGUGGCAAGAUUCUUGGAUACCAAACAUGAGGAUCACUAUAAAGUGUAUAAUCUCUGUAGCGAAAAGGGCUACGACCCCCAGUUCUUCCAUUACAGAGUGGAGCGAGUGUUUAUCGAUGACCACAAUGUUCCCUCUCUGGAGGCCAUGCUGAAGUACACAGCCAGCGUGAGAGAGUGGAUGGGCGCCGAUCCCAGGAACAUUAUCGCCAUCCACUGUAAAGGAGGGAAGGGACGUACUGGGACUAUGAUCUGCACUUGGCUGAUUGACAGUGACCAGUUUGAAAGUGCUCAGGACAGUUUAGAUUAUUUUGGAGAGAGGAGGACAGACCAAAGCAAGAGCUCUAAGUUUCAGGGAGUGGAGACGCCGUCACAGAGCAGGUAUGUGGGAUACUAUGAGAUUAUGAAAAAUAAAUACGACCGGCAGCUGCCCCCAGAGAAGAGUCUGAAAAUAAAGAGCAUUCGGAUUCAUUCUGUAGCAGGUGUGGGCAGAGGGAACGGCACUGAUCUGAAGGUGAAAAUCAUAGUGCGGAAGGAGACCGUGUUUCAGUGUGCGUGCGAUAAGAGGGAUAAAUGCACGCUGUUCCCAGAUGCCGGGAAUAAUGCGGUGGUCAUCAGUUUACAGGAUGGACCAGUCGUCAGUGGGGAUGUCAAGGUCAUGUUUGAAUCCAGUGCAGGUCUUCCUAAAGGGUAUGAGAACUGCCCCUUUUAUUUCUGGUUUAAUACCUCGUUUGUGGAACAAAACAGGUUGUAUUUGUCCAGGGAGGAACUAGACAACCCCCACAAACCGAAGACCUGGGACAUCUACAAGGAGGACUUUGGUAUAACUUUGUCCUUCAGUGAUGUGUGAGCACAUUGUUCCAGGUGCCAUUUCUGGGAAUUCUAAAACAUUCUGGAAUGUUUUUCCACCAAUUGCCUUGCACUAAAGCCACUGAUGUAUAAUGCAUUUAACAUGUUUAUUUUUUCUUUUGUAUUGCAUUUCGUUAUUUCUGUGACAAGUGAAGGUUGUUUUGGAAGAUCUUCACAUUGUGUCGCAAAAGUACUUCUGGUGGAAUUUUUUCCUGUACUGCAUAUGUCACUCCUGGUACAUUUAUUGAUGUACUGUGUGUAAAUAAAUAGUAUCGAAAGACCUGUUUCAAUGCCUCAUGCAUUAUGAAAGUCAAAUAUUUGAAACUGUCUUGUAAUUAAAAUAUACCCUGAAAUUUACCUUACUUAAACUGUGAUGCACAUUGAUGAAGUUCAACAUGCAACAUUUUUUUUAUCUGUUUGUUUUGCUCUAUGUAAAAUCUGAAGAAAUUCAACAGCUCAAAUAGGAUUUUCCCAUUCCCCAUUCCCAUCCAAGACAAACAGACUAUAUAUUUUUUCUAGAUGGGAGUAUUGAGUUUACUGCACCAUUACACCAUAGCUUAAGUGACAGAGCCAGGACCUAACAGGGCAGCUGUACGGUGAAGCUGAUAGGCCGUGCUCCUGAUAUACCUCUGCUGUUAGCCAAGAAAAGAAUAUAACAAUACCUUUUGGGCUGUGUGAUAUUUUGCUUAAUAAAAUUAAAUAAAACAUGA